Messenger RNA from Impatiens glandulifera, 677 nucleotides. RefSeq lists its product as uncharacterized. The coding region runs from base 163 to 531 and encodes 122 amino acids. NCBI's taxonomy places the organism in Eukaryota, Viridiplantae, Streptophyta, Magnoliopsida, Ericales, Balsaminaceae. The transcript has a single exon. The record is from RefSeq and is a predicted model, not a curated record.
CUCUCUCGGCACCCCUAAAGCUCACACACAACAGUCAGCACUUCUUGGUCUGUAUAGGAAAAAGUAUAAUCAAAGGUGUUCACUUUCCUCAAAGACUAUGACUGAAACAUAUAUACCCAUCUAGGAAAGCAAUCAAAAAGCAGCAAUCGAAAGCUACAAUCGAUGGAAAUUGAAUCAAUCAAGUGUGCAUGCUGCGGGUUGAAAGAAGACUGCACUGAGGAUUAUAUUAACCAGGUGAAGGACAAUUUUGGAGGCAAAUGGCUAUGCGGGUUGUGUUCUGAAGCAGUUAGAGAUGAAGUUGGCAGAGGGAAUAAGCCAUUUGAGAUGGACGAUGCCCUCAAGGCUCACAUGUCGUUUUGUCGAAAGUACAAAUCUAACCCCGCCAUUCGAGUAGCCGAUGGGAUGAGGCAGAUGCUCAGGAGAAGAUCAGGAGAAACAUCUUCAUCCUCUUCUUCUUCUUCUUCCAAGAAGUACACAAGAUCAUCCAGCUCUUCCCAAGUUGGUGAUGACUCUUCUUUUUCAUAUUACUAGAUCCAAACAAAUCCUCACCUUCGGCGAAAACAUAAAACACUCCUCCCUAGUCCCCACCACCCUUUCUAAUAACCUAUGUUCUCUUCCUUUGUAAAAAUAUGGGUUAACAUUUCAGACUCAGUGGAGGCUAAUUCCAUUCCUGUUCA